Molecule: messenger RNA, 1368 nt
Organism: Aspergillus tanneri
Lineage: Eukaryota; Fungi; Ascomycota; Eurotiomycetes; Eurotiales; Aspergillaceae
Exons: 4
Coding region: 1-1368 (455 amino acids)
Molecular function (GO): oxidoreductase activity; FAD binding
Source: RefSeq, a predicted model, not a curated record
AUGCCCUUUCUAUCACACGGGCGGGUCCUCGAGUUGAAAGAACAGCUAGAAGGAACAAGGGCCGAAGUUAUUAGCUAUGGGUCUCGUGAUUAUGUGCAAAGCAUCCAGCGAUGGAGUGAGACAUGCGAAAAGGAAGCUGGAGCCAUAGUCCGGGUUACGUCCACGUCGGAGGUAUCGACAGUCAUCAAUUUCUCCCGAAAGCAUCAUAUCAAUUUCGUUGUUGAGAGUGGCGGACAUUCCACGACGGGGUCUUCUGCCUCUCAUGGCGGAAUUGUGAUUAGUAUGACCACCAUGCGAAAGGUACUGACUGACCCAGCAUCCAAAACAGUCUGUGUCCAGGGAGGUGCGACCUGGGAGGAUGUCAACAACUCAACCACCGCUUUCGGGCUUGCUGUCGUAGGAGCAACUGCCAGUCAGACUGGGUAUGGGCUUACCAUCGACCAGCUUAUCAGUGUGAAGAUGGUUUUAGCAAACGGUACUAUAGUGGAGGCAUCUGAAACCAGUAACCAGGACUUGUUCUGGGCAGUUCGGGGCGCGGGGCAGGCUUUUGGAGUGGCCACCGAAUUUGUCUUUCGUGCCCAGUCGAUUCCUUCAACUUUAUUUGGAGGAAUCAUGUUUUUUACUGUGGACAAGCUGCCGAAGAUUGUCGAGUUUGCCAACCAGUUCGACAAGAAACAGGAACCUAGAAGUGGGUUCUUCUUUGGAUUCAGAGCACAUCCCCUUGUACAACAUACGGCAAUUGUGGCAAUUCUCUUCUACAACGGUACUCGCUCCCAGGCCGAACAUUUUUUCGCGCCACUUCUGUCUCUCGAUGCGGUAUUGAAUGAGACAGAUAUGAUGUCUUAUGCGCAUCUCUGUUCUCUGGGUAACAUGGAGACAGUACCGGCAGGGCGUAAAACCCAGAGCGGCACCACUGUCGCAUUUCCAUUGGAGGCUGAGAAUGUCAGGGAGAUAUGGACAACCUUCGACAAUAUAAUAAAAUCUUAUCCUGAAAUGAGAGACAGUACGCUGGCAUUCGAACUAUUACCAUAUGCGAACCUUAGACAAGUUGCUCUUGACCAAACAGCCUGUGCUAAUCGGGGACCAUACUAUAAUGUGGGUUUGCUAUUAUGCUGGCGCAACCAUGAGCUUGAUGUCAAAAUGCCUGCCCUGAAGCGGGAGAUACUGGCCCAUUUCAAACGAGAAGAAGGUGAUAGUGAUGAAAGCCAUGCCGAGGUAUACGCUAAUUAUGCUGGACACGAGACGCGUCCCAAUCAACUGUUUGGCGACAACCUUCCCCGGCUGCUUAAGAUGAAGGAAAAGUAUGACCCGCAUAAUGUGUUUCGAAAAUGGCAUAACCUUCACAAUCCCUUGUCGCGUCCGCCGUAG